Molecule: messenger RNA, 1905 nt
Organism: Chara braunii
Lineage: Eukaryota; Viridiplantae; Streptophyta; Charophyceae; Charales; Characeae
Source: the annotation of a GenBank genome assembly
UUAGGCGACCAACACUCUCGUUCUCAAAACGAAGUGUGGACCGACGUAUCGCGUACCUUUCAUAGGUACCACCGCGACACCAUGGCCCGAUCCUCCUUCCCGGAGCCUUUCGUGCCCACACCACCUCCUUCUAUCACUGUCACCUCGCCUCUGCAGUUCGCCCACUUCAUCCGACAGGACAACGUCACCUUUUUUAUGGUGAACGUGACGGAUCUCUUACACUAUGAUCCACCCUGUCCCGACGCCGAGCUGAUCCCUCUGGAGCCAAAUCCUCCUUUUAUCUCCAUGGUUCCCAUGUCUACUUCCGUCUCUCCGCCGUCCAUUGAGUCCACCCCGCCGCCGCGCGCUGACGCUGAGGAACUCGCACGAUAUACGGCUGACCUGGAGCCCGCAGUUCGUGACCUCAUCCGAGAGUACCACGAUGUUUUCACAUCGUCGUUCUCGUACGCCAGCAUCCCACCGAUGCGUGACGUUGAGCACUCCAUCCAGCUUGUGCCUGACUAUCGUAUUCACCACCAGGCAUCCUACAGACUCUCGAUCCCCAAGGCCACUGAACACAAGCAUCAACUUGAGGAGCUCCUGAGACUGGGUUUCAUUAAACCUAGCAACUCCCCGUGGGGUGCACCCAUCCUCUUUGCUCGCAAAGCUGAUGGAACUCUUCGUCUCUGCAUCGACUACCGCGGUCUCAACCGCUACAUGGUUAAGAACAACUACCCUAUGCCUCGUUCCGAUGAGCUGUUCGACCGCCUAGCAGGCAAACGCUUCUUUACGAAGAUUGAUCUUCGUAGCGGUUACCAUCAGAUCCGCGUCGCUGCAGCCGACCAGCCGAAGACCGCGUUCCGAUCGCGCUUCGGCCACUACGAGUUUACAGUGAUGUCAUUCGGCCUCACCAACGCACCCGGUACAUUCCAGAGGGCGAUGAACGACAUCUUCGGGGAUAUCCUGGAGCAGUACGUUCUCGUCUACCUCGACGAUAUCCUGGUCUAUAGUCGUACCCUUGAGGAGCACCUCAGACACCUCCGCGACUUCCUUGACCGCUUGCGCGGACAUGGCUUCUAUGCCAAGCUGAGCAAGUGCCGCUUUGCCCAGCACAAAGUGGAUUUCUUAGGACACUACGUGUCUGACGAGGGUCUCCACAUGAACUACGCGAAGAUCACUGCUAUUGCAGAGUGGCCCGCUCCCACAUCCGCCAAGCAGGUUCGCAGUUUCCUAGGCCUGACCAGCUACUAUAGUAAUUUCAUCCAGGGAUACGCUAGGUAUUCCUACGUCCUUACCUCUACCCUCCUCCGGAAGAACCCACCCUGGGCUUGGACACCCCUCCACGAGGACGCCUUCCACACCCUCAAGAAGGCGGUGACAUGCGCACCGGUUCUUCACCUACCCGAUUUUGACCGCCCUUUUAUCCUUACCACCGAUGCGUCAGACUUUGCUGUAGGAGCAGUGCUUUCUCAGGUCUUCCCCUCCUCUCCUGAUUCCUCUCAUCCUCGUAUCCCUCGCUUCCCACCACCUACCCCUACCACUGCUUCCCGACUGACGCCUACUCGUCCAGCUACUGACGAGCCUUCCAUCGCCGAUGACAGAACUGUCGAGUCUCGCUCCGGUGAUUGUCCAAUAGCCUUCUACUCCCGUCAGCUCCUGCCCGUGAAGAUAAACUACACCGCUGAUGAACGUGAGGUUCUCGCAGUAGUUUAUGCCGCUCGGCACUGGCGUCACUACCUGCACGGGGCACCGUUCACGGUGCGUACGGACAACUCUGUUGUCCAGGCUUUUCCGACAAAGCCGAAGCUCACUCCUCGACAGGCUCGCUAGUGGCGCGACCAAUCCGAGUUUAGUUUCACCACUUAGCACAUCAAGGGUGAGACUAAUCGGGUCACAGAUGCCUUAUCCCGGCGCCCUGACCACGAC